AUGCUCUCGCUUCUUCUCCUUCAGGGACUCUUCUCUUCCCUCGUCCACUGCAGUGGGCAGCCAUGGGUUGUGGGUCAGGCAGUGGGAACGACGAGUGGGCUGGCGAAAGGGCGGAAAUCACCAACGUACCCCGAAGUUUCUGAAUAUCUAGGGAUUCGAUUCGGGCAAGAUACAUCGGCCCAAAACCGCUUCAUGCCGCCAAAACCCUAUUCUGGGACUGGAACAAUGAAUGCAACUUCUUUUCACAUUCUGCAUAUACCGUACUUUGAUCAAGCUCAGUGUGAUUUAUCCAGAGCUUGUCCCCAAGUCGCGCCUCCAGGACCGCCGGGCGCCUUCCCAAUACCAGCAGUAACAAGCGAAGAUUGCCUUUUUAUCAACGUUUGGUCGAAACCCCAGUCCGGGGAAACAAGAAAAGCAGUCGUACUCUACAUUUUUGGCGGAGCCUUUAUCGGGGGUGAUGCUUCCGCUUCGAUUUCCAACGGCGCUGGCCUAGCGAACAACGAGGACGUCAUCGUGGUCGCUCCGAAUUACCGUGUCAAUGUUUUCGGAUUCCCGAGUGCCCCUGGACUCACCCAGAAAAAUCCCGGGCUCUUAGACCAGCGACUCGCCGUGGAAUGGACGAAGAAGAACAUCGCCGCGUUCGGUGGAGAUCCAGACCGCAUUACUAUCUACGGCGGAUCUGCCGGUGGCUCUUCGGUCGAUUAUUAUGCGUACGCAUGGACGAAAGACCCGAUUGUAAACGGACUGAUCGCAUCAUCUGGCACUGCGAUGAUGACCGGGCCAUUCUCGCUGACGCGCCCAGGAGACUCGAAUGACGGAUGGUACAAGCUGAGCGCCAGUCUUGGAUGUGGAGGUGCAGAAGCCGGAGAGCGCACCAUCGCGUGCGCCCAAACGAAGUCCAUGAAAGAAAUCCAAGCUGCAAUUCCUAUUCCCAGUGGAACCGGAGUCAGCAUGAUCACAGGCAUGUUUGGUCCCAUGGUCGACAAUCAGACCAUCUUUUCCGAUUACUAUGAACGAGCGAAGGCCGGAAAUUUCAUUCAACGGCCCAUGCUUGUUGGCAGCAACCACAACGAGUCCCUUCUUUUCACGACGCUUGGCAACAUCACGGAUCCAAAGGCUGCCACCUCUUUGGAAAAUGGAUUCAACUGCGGCGCGGCGGAGGCGGCAAAGGCAAGAUCGCUUCUCGACGUUCCAGUAUGGAGAUACCAUUUUGCAAAUAACCCGCCGAACUCAACUUUGGGUGCGCUCCACGGUAUGGAUGUUAUGUAUGUUUUCGGAGAUGGUGUAGAAGGCGUAUCCAAGUUGCUUCAGUCCUCCUGGGCGACGUUCGUGAGAGAUCCGAAGAAGGGGCUGUCUAAGAUUGGUUGGCCGAAAUAUGAUCCGAAAGGGAACACUCUGGUACGGCUUGCCUACAACAGCGUUCCAGUUGCGGACUUCGUUCCAGCCACAAUGUAUGAUGGAACCUGUCCUACCAGUCAGAUCUAG
This is a messenger RNA of Eremomyces bilateralis CBS 781.70, 1485 nucleotides long. RefSeq names its product alpha/beta-hydrolase. The transcript is spliced from 4 exons. Bases 1 to 1485 code for a protein of 494 amino acids. Lineage: Eukaryota; Fungi; Ascomycota; Dothideomycetes; Eremomycetales; Eremomycetaceae. The record is from RefSeq and is a predicted model, not a curated record.